AUGUUGACAACAUUUUGGGAUCUCUGUCCCGAUAUUCUCUUAGAUAUAUUUCGUUACUUCUCAAUCGAUCAACUUUUUCAUUUAUUUUAUCCGGAUGUUCUUCCUAAUAUCAGUGAUAUUCUUCGCGAAAGUCGCAUGAAAUUUCAACUUUGUCUAACUAAUGAUGAUCUUCUAACUGCUACACUUCUUUCUCUCGUCGAUCAAUAUCAAGUUAUUAGUUUAUGUAUGACAACAAUUCAAAUCGGAUUGGAAGAUUUCUUAAACAUUCAAUCAAUUACAUUGGUAGAUGUUUAUAUUGAUACGAUACUUUCAACUCAACUCUCGAUAUUACCUCUACUAAAAUGUAUCACUUUGAUUUAUUCUCAUAAUGAAUCACAAUUAAGUCAAGAAUCUUUAACAUAUAUAUGUCGUUUACCUUUUCUGAAAUAUCUAGAAUUAGAUUUCCGUGGUGGCUAUUUGAAUAUACCACAAAUAUCUCAUGAACACACAUGCUCGAUUGAAGAACUUGUUUUACGUACACCAUGUUCAUGGAAAAAGUUGCAAGGAUUCAUCGUUCAUUUAUUUCAUUUGCGUAUUUUACGUGUUAUGAUAAAUGUUAAUGAGGAUCAAAAUAUUAAUAACCGGCAUUAUCUUCAAAAUAUUCCACCAAUCGUAUCGAAUGUGAAUUUUCCUUCUAUUGAAAUUUUUGAUCUCACCUGGUAUACUAUUGAAAUGAAAGAUAUCCUUGUUUUCAUACGUUCUAUGCCUAAUUUACAAAAACUUCAUUUAUCAGGUAUUACAAAUGAAAAAACUUUGCAGAGUCAUAUUUGGCAAGAACUCUUGAAAGUUGUCUGUCCAAACUUGAAACGACUCAAUGUUAAAAUGUUAAUUUGGAUUCAAGAAGGAGCAGAAGAAAUUAAAGAUAAUUUUGAUAGAGAUCUCUUUUUUAAACAGACUCAUUUUUAUUUAAUAUCCAGUAAACAUGAACGGGAAUUAUUACAACUCAAGUGUGAAUUCAAACGUUAA
Molecule: messenger RNA, 1005 nt
Organism: Rotaria sordida
Lineage: Eukaryota; Metazoa; Rotifera; Eurotatoria; Philodinida; Philodinidae
Source: the annotation of a GenBank genome assembly